Messenger RNA from Photinus pyralis (common eastern firefly), 1879 nucleotides. RefSeq names its product 2',5'-phosphodiesterase 12-like. Lineage: Eukaryota; Metazoa; Arthropoda; Insecta; Coleoptera; Lampyridae. Gene Ontology annotation, biological process: nuclear-transcribed mRNA catabolic process, deadenylation-dependent decay. The coding region runs from base 156 to 1796 and encodes 546 amino acids. Gene Ontology annotation, cellular component: mitochondrion. The transcript has 7 exons. The record is from RefSeq and is a predicted model, not a curated record. Gene Ontology annotation, molecular function: 3'-5'-RNA exonuclease activity.
GGUCAGUGUACUGUAUAUUUAUUUGGUUGUUUAAAAAGUUGUUUUUGUUUUGUAAAUAACAAAAGACUGUGCAUCUAGUACAUAUCUAGUAAAAGUUAUUAUUUUUCUAUAGGAACGUUGUUAUGUACAUCAUGUAAACGUGGAUUGAAUAAAAAAUGAAUAAAGAAAAAGCCCAUUUACGAGAACUUGUACAAACUAAUCAAUGUGAACUGAUCUUUCCUCUACAUUUAACCAAGGAAAACUCCGGAAUAGUUUGGAAUGGCGAAAUUCACUCAGUUCGUGCCUGCACGGAUGUUAUGCAGUCAUUCCUGUCACACACCCAACGUAAAAUUGGAAAGCUACUUGAAACUAAAGGAGUUUCAGACAUUGAGGUUCCAGUGAGAAUGACGGUAAAUGGCACAGAUGUAAAAGGCGAUACGACCUGUAAACAGUUUGUGGAAAAGCCAAAGAAAAAUUUAGUUUUUACAAUUUUCAAUCAAUCUUUCGAAGUUAUUAUAAAUGCGCCGCUUGUACAGCAAAUUAUAAUACCUAGAACUUUAUAUGUGCAUUACUCUUAUCAACCGUUAAAAUUUAAAAGCAUCUACACCGAGAAAGAGCUGUCGGAUUUCAUCUGGUGCACAUCGACGGAUUGCGAAGUCUGGACGGAAGUUUGCAAAAACUUUCGGUUCAAACCGAGUAACAAAGAUUUAAACAAACAUGUCAAGCUAAAGUGCAUACCUCGAAAUGUUCAUUCGACAGGUCCACCGUUCGAAGUAAUUUCCCAGACAACAGUGAUGGAAAUGGCUGUGAUUCCUCAAUGCCCAUUCGAUGACCGGCAUAAGUUUACAAAGUCGUGGUUGACUGCAAAAAAUGAAAUGCGAGUUGUAUCUUACAACAUUCUGUCGAACCUGUAUUCUGAGAAGACAAGUCCGCAUCCCCACUGCACUCUUCAGGCACUAUCGAUAGAUUACCGAAAGCAGCUAAUCCUAAAGGAAUUACUAGGAUAUAAAGCAGACAUCCUCUGCCUUCAAGAAGUAGAUCACCACAUAUUUGUUCGAUAUUUAAAGCCGAAGCUAUCCAAAAUAUAUAAAGGAUUGUUUCAUAAGAAAGGUUAUAGGAUUUCCGAAGGACUAGCUUGCUUUUUUAACACCGAAAAAUUUAAAUUAUUGGACACUAGUCAGUUGGUGUUCUGCGAGGAGUUACGGACAAACACCCUAUUCAAACGCACAUGGAACCUAGUACGACAAUGUAACACAUUGAAGGACUGCAUAAUUAAACAACCGACCUCUCUACAAGUCACCGUACUAAAAGUGAAACACACGGAAGAGAUCAUUAUUGUCGCCAAUACUCAUCUCUAUUACCACUCGGAAGCUAGUCAAAUACGUUUACUACAAACCAGCAUCGCGUUGGAUUACAUCAAGGACGUUUACAAUCAGUACAAGCGAACGAGUAAAUCUCGAGUGUCUGUGCUAUUUUGUGGAGAUUUUAACAGCGUACCAUCGUCGGCAGUUUAUGAAUUUAUAUUACACGGGGUCGUACAGCACAGUUUUCAAGUGGAUAUAGAAAAUGAAGUGAAAAGUGUCUGCUUAAGUCAUCCCUUUCAGUUUGCCAGCGCUUACGGUACGCCGAAGUAUACUAAUUACACGGAGGAGUUCAAAGGUUGCUUAGACUAUAUAUUUUAUGACAGAGGUAGCUUUACAGUUUUGGAUUGUGUACCAUUGCCAAGCGAAGAAAUCUUAGCAGAAAAGGUAGCACUGCCAAAUGACGUGUUUCCAUCAGAUCAUUUAGCUUUAAUUGCAAAUUUAAGAUUAACAUAAUGUUAGAUGUUUGUGUCAAAUAAUUUAUCAAAGAAGACAAUAUUUAACUUUUAAGUUAUUUUAAAUUAAAAGGACUAAUUUUA